AUGUCUAACAAGGAGGAUAUCAAGAUCUUCGGCAUGCCGUCCUUCGUGGUCGACUUCCUGAUGGGUGGUGUUUCCGCCGCCGUCUCGAAGACUGCCGCUGCCCCCAUUGAGCGUAUCAAGCUCCUCGUCCAGAACCAGGAUGAGAUGAUCAAGGCUGGCCGUCUUGACCGCCGCUACAAUGGUAUUGCCGACUGCUUCCGCCGUACCACCGCCGACGAGGGUGUCAUGGCCUUGUGGCGUGGCAACACCGCCAACGUCAUCCGUUACUUCCCUACCCAGGCCCUGAACUUCGCCUUCCGUGACAAGUUCAAGAAGAUGUUCGGCUACAAGAAGGACGUCGAUGGCUACGCCAAGUGGAUGGCGGGUAACUUGGCGUCCGGUGGUGCUGCCGGUGCCACCUCGCUCCUCUUCGUCUACUCCCUUGACUACGCCCGUACCCGUCUGGCCAACGACGCCAAGUCUGCCAAGAAGGGUGGUGAGCGCCAGUUCAACGGCCUGAUCGACGUCUACCGCAAGACGAUGGCCACUGACGGUAUCGCUGGUCUGUACCGUGGUUUCGGUCCCUCCGUCGCCGGUAUCGUCGUCUACCGUGGUCUGUACUUCGGCAUGUACGACUCCUUCAAGCCCGUCGUCCUGGUCGGCUCCCUCCAGAACAACUUCCUCGCCUCUUUCCUGCUCGGUUGGUGCGUCACCACCGGUGCCGGUAUCGCCUCGUACCCCCUUGAUACCGUCCGUCGUCGCAUGAUGAUGACCUCUGGCGAGGCCGUCAAGUACAAGAGCUCGUUCGAUGCCUUCCAGCAGAUUGUUGCCAAGGAAGGUGUUAAGUCGCUCUUCAAGGGUGCCGGUGCCAACAUCCUCCGUGGUGUUGCCGGUGCUGGUGUGCUGUCGAUCUAUGACCAGCUCCAGGUCCUGAUCUUCGGCAAGGCCUUCAAGGGCGGCUCUGGUUAA
This is a messenger RNA of Dichotomopilus funicola, 948 nucleotides long. Its product is annotated as ADP,ATP carrier protein. Gene Ontology annotation, cellular component: mitochondrial inner membrane. The record is from RefSeq and is a predicted model, not a curated record. The transcript is spliced from 5 exons. Gene Ontology annotation, molecular function: ATP:ADP antiporter activity. Gene Ontology annotation, biological process: mitochondrial ADP transmembrane transport; mitochondrial ATP transmembrane transport. The coding region runs from base 1 to 948 and encodes 315 amino acids. NCBI's taxonomy places the organism in Eukaryota, Fungi, Ascomycota, Sordariomycetes, Sordariales, Chaetomiaceae.